AUGGCUGUCAGUGAAACCGAGGUGUUUGUCUGUAACAACUGUAUGAUCAAUGCCGACAUUUAUGACUUAUGGCUGAAAGGAAAUUCAGUGUCAGAGGCAACCAAGCAUCAGCAGAAUAAGGUGUCCCUGAAGAAGUUUGGUGCCACACUCGAUGACCUGCAGAGUGAUAUAGUGGACCACUACCGCCUGUUUGCUGGGCUUGAGGAAAUGCUGAAGACACCUCCACGACUCAAUCACCAGCUGAUGUAUCAGUUUGAUCCUGAGACUGUGCACAUGCUGAUUCAGAAGUAUUAUUGCUUUGAUGCUUCUGUGAUGCGUGAGAUCUUUGGUCGCAAGCUGGGCACACGCAGCCGCAAAGAUCUGGAUGAUAUCAGUGAAGAAACUGGUGUUGCUGUACGUAGCGUCAGGCGACAGUUUGAAAAUGCCAAGAGAGUCUUUAAGACAGUGGAGGAAUUGAGUGGACGUUUGGUGGACAAUAUUCAGAGCCAUUACUGUCUUCACGAAGACCUGGCAAAGUCUUAUGCAGCAGUGGUGUUUAUCUCAAAUAACAGAUUUGAAACAGGAAAAAAGAAACUCAACUAUUUAUCAUUUGAGGAUUUUGCUGCUUGUGCUAACUACAUGAUAUCACACUGGUCCUACAGCUCCGAAGAAUGUCAGCACCAUGAAGAUAUGGAUGUGGAUAUGGACCGAGACUUUCUCCUUGAUCUUCGAGAGGUCAAAGUUCUUAUGGAAAGAGAGUAUGCAGAAGAACACAGGGGGUUGAUGCUUCGGGCUCUGCAGCCAGUAAUGAGGGAAAGAGUCCUUGUGGAAAUGGACAACAAUUUUCGAUCGAUCUCUAAAACAAUUAUCACAAUUGCAAAUGGGCUCAACCACAGCAAGGAAUCCAGGGACAUCUUCAUUGACAUCUAUGAAAAGCUGAUAGAGCCUUGGCUGCUGAUGUCAUGGACAAAAGCUGACGCUAAAGUUUUCUUGACUGCAUUCAAGGACACGGCCCUACAACUGGAUGUCUUCAGGUCCAACCCCAAGUUGGUGAAAGUCUGGGAGCGCUACAUGGCCACAUUCACCCCAGUUGUGCUACGGAUGUACCCACGGUGA
This is a messenger RNA of Candidula unifasciata, 1095 nucleotides long. NCBI's taxonomy places the organism in Eukaryota, Metazoa, Mollusca, Gastropoda, Stylommatophora, Geomitridae. The record is from the annotation of a GenBank genome assembly.